Messenger RNA from Moneuplotes crassus, 1131 nucleotides. The record is from the annotation of a GenBank genome assembly. NCBI's taxonomy places the organism in Eukaryota, Ciliophora, Spirotrichea, Euplotida, Euplotidae.
AUCUAAAAUGGAGCAAAGAGAGAGAAGCAAAAGCAAGGGCAGGAAGAAGAAGUCAAAGAAGCAGAAAGAAGAACAAAAGGAAGAACAAAAAUCUAUUCAAGAGGAGCAGUCUCAAGAAAAACAUCAGGAAGAAGAAGACGAAAUGGAUGGACCUCUUCCUGUCGAAAAUCUUGUUGAGAAAGGAAUAGGCCAAGCUGAUAUUAAAUAAGCUGAAAGAUGCAGGGUUCAAUACAGUGGAGAGCAUCCUCUUCACUCCUCUCAAAAACCUUAUAUCAAUCAAAGGACUUUCAGAGAAUAAAAUUGAGAAAAUAAUGACUGCUUGCCAGUCUUUGAGAGAGUGCGGGUUCCAAAACGCAUUCCAAUAUUUCCAAAAAUAGGAAAGAGAUAGUUUUUAUCAGAACAGGAUCCAAAAAUUUAGAUGAACUCCUUGGGGGAGGAAUGGAGUCUGGAUCAAUCACAGAGCUCUUUGGAGAAUUUCGAACAGGAAAAACCCAACUAUGAUCUACUUUAUGAGUCACCUCUCAACUAGCAGUAGAAGAUGGAGGAGGUCAAGGAAUGGUAAUGUACAUAGAUACAGAAGGAACCUUCCGCCCAGAGAGAGUUGCUGAUAUUGCAAAAGCAUAUGAGAUGGAUGAGCAACAAGUACUGAAUAACAUUGCUUAUGCUAGAGCCUACACAACGGAUCAACAGAACACUUUACUAAGACAAGCAGCAGCCUUAAUGAUUGAGAACAAGUUCUCAUGCCUAAUAGUAGACAGUGCUACUGCUCUUUAUAGAACAGAUUAUAGUGGGAGGGGAGAACUUAGCUCCAGACAGAUGCAUCUGGCCAAGUUCUUAAGAAUGCUCCAGAGAAUUGCCGAUGAGUUUGGAGUAGCAGUCGUCAUUACCAACCAAGUGGUUGCCAAUGUUGAUGGGGCUUCAAUGUUUGGAGGAGAUAAUAAGAAGCCAAUCGGAGGUCAUAUUAUGGCUCAUGCCUGACAGACCAGGCUUUAUCUAAGAAAAGGCAGAGCUGAGCAGAGGAUAUGUAAAAUAUACGAUUCUCCGUCCUUGCCAGAAGGAGAAGCUACUUUUGCUAUCACAGAAGAUGGGAUAAAAGACCCAGAGUAAAUAUUGUUUCAACAUCACAAACAA